Zophobas morio is the source of this 2087-nucleotide messenger RNA. RefSeq names its product fibrinogen-like protein 1. The record is from RefSeq and is a predicted model, not a curated record. The coding region runs from base 418 to 1617 and encodes 399 amino acids. NCBI's taxonomy places the organism in Eukaryota, Metazoa, Arthropoda, Insecta, Coleoptera, Tenebrionidae. The transcript is spliced from 4 exons.
GCCGACGCAGAAAAUGGUUGCGACAAUUCUAUUAUUAUUAACAUUUCUGCUCAGAAACGAGUUCGUAAUUAGUAAUGACACAGAAAACUUUUCUGUGGUUUCUACGAGCACAACCCCGUCGGAGUUCGACCAUGCACAAUUAGAAAUGCGCUCUGUAGUCAACGCAUUAAAAGAAUCCCUCAGCAAUCUACAAAAUAUGAAGCAGGGAAUUAUUGAAGAAAUCAAAAACGAAAUUAUUUCCAAAACAGACGAAAAUUUUAGGCGACAGUUAACAGAGCUAAAGGACAAAUUAAUGAACGCCAUAACAGAUUCAACAAUGAAAUCAGACUCUAAGUUUAAAGAAUUGGAAGAAAGAGUAAACGAAUCGAGAACAUUGAAAAGAAACUAACAGAAACCAAAAAUGAAAUAUUUGACAAAAUGAACGAACAAACAGAUUCGAUGAAGUUACUUCUAGAAAAUCAGCUGAUAAAAACAAAACAACAAAUUGUAUCUGAAACAAAAGAAAACGUUAGAGAACAGUUAACCGAAGCUAAAAAUGAAAUGCUUGUUAAAAUAAACGCUUCAGAAGAAUCGACAAAACUUACUGAUUAUAAAAAGGAGGAUCUUGCUUCAGAAAUCCAGUCAGUUUGUCAGAGUGUUAAAGAGCAACUGACGAAAACAAGCAACGAAAUUAUUCAGAACAUAGGAGAACUAAAAGAGUCACGAGUAGCAGUUUCUUCUGAUUUCAAAAAGAAAUUGAACGAAACGAAGAACUACAUCAUUGACGAAAUGAAGUCUGUGCUUUCUGAUAACGAAAAACAUAUCGAACGAAUGCAGGUAAAUAUGCAAGUUCAACUUAACGAGACGAAAGCCGAGAUCACUCGACUGGGAGAUUUUGACGAAAUGAAAAACCAACUGGCGAAGACGCAACAAGAGAUUCUUGUUGAAAUCGAACAAUGUAAGUCUGUACCAGAAGACUGUAGAGAAAUCCAGAAGAGGGGAUAUAACACUUCUGGGAUUUAUCGUAUACAGCCGAGGCUUUCCUUGCAAAGUUUUCUGGUUUGGUGUGAACUGUCUGAUUAUGGAGGUGGGUGGACUUACGUCGUCAAUCGAUUUGAUGGUUCCCAAAACUUUUACCUAAAAUGGACUGAUUACAAGCAAGGUUUUGGUAAUCUAUCGGGGGAACAUUGGAUAGGUUUGGACCACCUCUACGAAUUAACAAAUAGCAACUCAGUUGAGUUGUUGAUUGAGCUGCUUGACUGGGACUUGUAUAAGGUUUAUGCGUUGUAUGACGAUUUCAGAAUAGGAAACGAAGCUGAGAGUUAUCCACUCAAAACAUUGGGGAGCCAUAGAGGGAUUAUUGAAGAUUCUCUCAAAUAUCAAAUUCAUGCGAAAUUUAGUACUGUCGAUAACGAUCACAGUGGCACACUCAGCUGUGCUAGCUACUUUGAGGGUGGUUGGUGGUACACGGGUUGCUAUAGAGCCUGUCUGACUAGCAGAUAUGUUGAUCCUAGGAAAACAAAACCUAGAUCUGGAAUUAACUGGGAGGCGUUUCGUGGUUUCUCAUACAGUCUUAAAGAAGCGAGGAUGAUGAUUAGACCACGGUAUAUUGAAUCUGGAACAACACCAGAUUUUUAAGAAUACAUUUUCCCAAUUUUGUUUCUUACACUGUAACUGGUAUUAUAUACACAUAUUUUUAACUUUUAGGUGUCUUAAAAUAAAUAAAAUUUCGCUACAACCAAUUUUAUAAUUUUCGGAAAAAACUGGUUUUGUUGGAUUGUACUUUAGGGGCAGAGGAAGUUCUGUCUAAUUAACUUCAAAACAUAGAUUUUUCCGAGGCAGCAGAUGUUUAAGGUCAGAUACAAAGCGGAUUAAUAAUGCAAAAAAAUAAGGGUCCAUUAUUUUAUAAGCUUUGAAAUAUUUAUAGAAUUUCCUUACGUGGUCAAAUUUUGGAAUGCCAUAGUUUUUCUAUUAUAUUUUUUCUGUAUGCCAUAAUGUUGGCUCUAAUUAUUACAUUUCAAGCAUUUUUUUUGAGCUUUAGCUUCAUGAAACAGUGUACGCACGAAUCAAAUAUUAUUGUUCCGAAUUACUCCUAUUAUUCAUUAAUC